UUUUGUUGAUUAUUAUUGAUACGAUAAGAGCAUAUUCGCAAACAGUUUAUUAUUAACCCAUUCCCCCAUAAAAGAUUAUUAAGCGUGAAUACAAAUUGCAAAAGAAAAACAAAACACUGGAGCAAAACACGGUGCAGAAAUCCGCAACUGCAGGAAAAAUAUUCAUCGCGGAAUCUGUCAGGCAUCGGAGCAUUUUGGACUUGACAUCGGUCAACUUUUGUAUUGCCAAGAAUUGGCUAAAAAAGAAGCCUCAUUCCGCUGUUGGCAACAUUGCGCUUCCGGAAGACGGCGCAGAAAAGUUGAGAAGUGAAAGUGCGCCAUUGGUGAGAAACACCGCCCCCCGGAAAAAAAUCAUCUUUUCUCGGCCAGAGCCACAGUGGCAUCUCGCCGACAGCCAUCCAAGAAACCGGGAGAUCCCAGAAUCGGGUAGGGCUAAGGACGACCGGGAACGCACAGCGGCUCAAAACGAGGAAAAAAGGCGUUUUUUAUUCUAGUCGCCAAGCCACCAAUCCAGCGCCACACAAUCCGGUCGCUCUCAGCCCGGAAAGCGUACGAAGCGCAAGGAACCGUGCCGGUACAUACGGAACAAAGAGCCGACAGUUUCGACCGGCGUGUUUGCCUAUCAGCCCCGUCCAAAUCCGAGGCCCAGAAACAGGCGAAGGAAGAAGAGCCAUUAAAAGGGGUCAGGUGUAUACUGUAAGUACUGACAAUGCGCAUUGAAAAGAGCUCAUGUCUGACUAGAUUUUGUGACCCCACAGGACCCCUUUUUUGUAACAGGGCAGAAGGUCCUUGCUGCGAUCCAUCCCGUGAAGAAACUUCAUUCCGGUGGCAACGAGAAAUCGAACUAGAAAGCAGCGAAACUCUACGUUUACGUUUGCUGGGGCUUUUUUCCCUUUUGUUCGCCAUUUCCAUAGCUCAGCAAUUAACGAGCGCAUCCGAACAUUAAGCCGGGUACCACUUCCGGGUCAGCAGGCACGUGGUUUGAGUGGACCUUGGCAGAAGGUCCUUGUAAACAUCCAUCCGAGUGAGGCCAAACACACAAGCGCAAUUUAUUCCGGAAGCAUCCAGGGCCGUCGAUCAGGAUUGCGUAUUACAUUUUCCGUUUACGUCGCUCAGCAGUGGGCGAGCGGUUCCGAACAUCUCUUCCGGUUCUGGCCAUUCAAGCAGGAACAGUUUGUUCCGGGAACAUCCGGAAAAUCCAGCCGGCAAGGAGCGAAUUCCUACAGUCACGUGGUUUGCAGCUAGGUGUCGUCGAGUGGCAUUGCACUAUUGUUUAUCGCCCGGAGCAGAAGCGUUUCUUGGCGGGCAUCAUAUCUUUCAUCGAAUCGCAGCUAAUUUACUGCUGGAGUUGCGAUCAAUUUUGCAUGCGAUUCGCAUUCAGGAACCAUCUUCGCUUGGAGAACCGGAUAGGCGCGACACUACCGUUUGUGAGUCUUUUCGGUAGUCGAACCGGAAACCCAAUCACCAGAAGCAGGAUUUUGAAUCCACUCGUGGAUUUAUCCAAGCAGUGGGAGGUGAGCUUCUCUUUCCACCGCCGUUCGAAGAUUGGUCAGCAGAUGACAAGCGUGAGGAGGUGUUUCCGGAAAUUCUGUGGCGCGAGUCAAGCGUCAGCCGGAAGAUACCGCGAUCCGCGGUGUGAGUGCAGCGUGUGGAAGAAAAGUGUACUGGUUUGCCUCGACGGACGGUCGUAUAGCAAAUCGCAGCGUCAGAGUGGUGCUGAUCAGCGGAAUAUCCGGUCCGCGCCCCUAAGGUUGGACAUUGGGUCGGACAAGGAAGGACAGGGAUCCCCUGGGUCCGCAGGAAUCAGUUUCGUCGUCGUCGAGCGCCACAGCCAAGACCAUCUGAGCAUGCAUCGGGUCGGAAGCGAACGUCGCUCGAGGAACCCCGAACAUGGGCUCAACAGCAUGCAGCAAUAAUUGAUGUAAGUCGCUUUUUCAUUAUCUUUAUGGGAAGGGAGAAAAUGGGUAAUUUUUUGAAAGUUCGCAACCCUGAAUAAAGUUGCACAAUAUAAUGUCUGUUUGCUAAGUUUAGUAUUUCAUUUAUUUGUGGCACCGACCACGAGAAGCCAACAUUACAAAUGGCGCCCAACUAAAAACGAACCGUAUUAUUUUGUUCGUUUAAUUUAAUAAAUAUCAUUAAAUGUUAUGAUGAUAUUGUGAUGAUUAUUAUUACAGUUGAAUUGUAAAAGCAACUGUUAGGUUUAUUUUGAUUUUUGCUCAAGUUUUUGUAUCGUAUCAAGCUGUUAUUUUAAUCUGUAAGUCCACUGAAAAUAUCUGGUUUUUGAUCCAAAUAAAUGAUGAUGAAUAAACAAAUUGAGUUGUAUCAUCUUAAUGAUGAGGAGAUGGAAUAUGAAUUGGCCUUGCGCCAUGUUACGAAUCUAGCCCCAUGCUCUAGAAGAGCUAGGGUGGUCAAGUUAAAAGCCCUUGUCCAAGAGGACACCCUUAGAGACACCAUUUAUGUUAAUUCAGAACACGUAAUGUCGCCGGAGUUGAACAUCGAGGUCUGCCAGAGGGCAGUUGUAGAAUUGAGGAAUCAUGUUGAUUUAGCCACGCAGAAUAGAAACGCCGAUCAAAUGGCUUGCGCGAAAUCGAGAUUGCUUCAUUACCGGCAAAGAUUAUCACUGAUUCCAGUGGUCGCGAGUUUAGAGGAAACGCGUAGGGUCGUGUGCGAGCUUGUAGAGACGCUGCUAGCUCAGAUAGAGUGCGUGAACAGUGCAGUCAAUAUGGUGUUAAGUGAAACAGAAAACACUAGCCUUUCAACUAGUGUCCCAACCAUCCAGGCAGAGAACAGUAGCAGUAGGGAUGCCUGCGAUGCGUUGACGAUUCCACCGAGGCCACAAGCAGUCGGAAAUGAUGAAGGAGCACGAGCACGAAUGCAAGAAGCGGAUGUCGAGCCGCCUUCUCUUUCAUUCCAAGGAGGCAGACAAGGACAGAGGGACUUGGAGGAAGUAAUCAUCCGGAGGUCGGGUAGUUCGGCUGGUCUGGCUGCUGUGAACGUUCUGGACGAACUGCGGUUCGACAUUCAACAACGACAAAGGAGGCAGCAGCAGUUGAACGACAGCUUUACAAACCGAAGUGGUAGCAACUACGACAGGCGGAUGCAGAAGGCGAUUCACAAUUGGCCUUUCAAGUUCCGAGGCGAAAAGGACACCACGUCCCUCAACAUUUUCUUGGACCGGGUGGAGACGUUUGCCAGAUCAGAGGGAAUCGACGAUCAGACACUUCUGGCUUCUAUCAAGCACCUGUUGCUUGAAGACGCCCUCGACUGGUACUCAAGAGCACUUGCCCAACGUCGCCUGUAUUCCUGGCAAGCAUUCAAGCAAGAAAUUCGACGGGAGUUUCUGCCAAGCGGGUAUGCUCAGAUCCUGAGGCUGGAAGCCAGCUUCCGUUUUCAAGGUGCCAACGAAACGUUCGAUAAGUUCUUCCGCGACAUCUCUACACUAUUCCGCUUCAUCGAUCCACCACUUACGGAAGAGGAGAAGUUGUUCAUAGUCAAGAAAAAUAUGAACAUGGAUUAUGCAACAAUAGCAACAGCCGCUCAGCCAAAGACACUGAUGGACCUGGUCAACGUCUGCAGCAACUUCGACGAAACAAGGCUCUUACUGAACCAGCAGCGCAGAAUUCCAAUUCCGCACAACCACUUACUAGAACCAAACUUCGCAACACCAGCAACAACAAGUCGACCUCAGCAACACCAGCAGCAGCGGUUCGGGAGAUUGCAAGCAGUAGAGGCGGACGAGCAGUUGUACGGAGCCACCUCAUACUCAGCACCAUCGCAUAGGCUUCCAAUACAACAGCCACGCCUCAACAGAGUUUAUACGGUGGAGAACGAGAGCCAGCAAGGUGCGGCUUCAACGUCAGCUAUCCAAACUGAAGCAGAUCUAGUGGAUUCAGAAGAAGCAAACGGUUUGCAAGGGGACUUAAACCAGCUGUACGAGCAAGUUUGUGCCAUGAAGCUUCAACUGGAGCGCAGAUCGAAUCGUUUCAAUACAGGACUACAGCAGCAGCACUCUGUACAACGACCGGAACAGCGUCAGCAACCGCCUACAACUUCGGCAGGUCAGAACAAUUUGGUGAAUCGGCAAGGCAGUCAAGCGGAGAACCAUCGAAUACAACAUCCGUUGCAACAGCAAGCUAAAUGGGCUCCGCGACAGCAGCCUCAACAGCAGCAGCUGCAACAACAGCAGCCUCAACGGCAAUUCCAACAGCACUAUCAACCACAGCUCCAGAACCAGCAGCUUCAGCAAGCAGGCAACAACAUGUACGAUCUAGAUCCUGUUCAGCAUACAGCGUACCGCCCAGCGCUUUGCUGGAACUGCGAUGAGGAGGGGCAUAGGUUUCCGGAUUGCACGAAGGCACAGGCAAUUCUCUUUUGCUACAGAUGCGGUCGAAAAGGUUACACGUUACGCAGCUGUCUUGUUUGUAACAGUGAAGCGGAAAACGCCGCAGCGAGGAGGUGGUAGAU
This is a messenger RNA of Uranotaenia lowii, 4464 nucleotides long. RefSeq lists its product as uncharacterized. The record is from RefSeq and is a predicted model, not a curated record. Lineage: Eukaryota; Metazoa; Arthropoda; Insecta; Diptera; Culicidae. The transcript has 4 exons. Gene Ontology annotation, molecular function: nucleic acid binding; zinc ion binding. The coding region runs from base 2294 to 4462 and encodes 722 amino acids.